Symbiodinium natans is the source of this 2883-nucleotide messenger RNA. Lineage: Eukaryota; Dinophyceae; Suessiales; Symbiodiniaceae. The record is from the annotation of a GenBank genome assembly.
AUGCCCAGCAUCGUGGAGUCAAGAAGAAUCUAUUCCGAGAUCCGAAAGAAGCGGCUGCAGCUGGAUGAGGCAUACGAACUGGGCCGUGACGCGGCGCCCGUUCCGGAUCCGAUAAACUUGAGCAGCCUGAGAUGCAUCGCCAGAUUGGUCUUGGAAGCAACAAAGGAGACGAAGCAGGUGAAACACUUCCUUCAGGUGAUGGGUGUGGAUGUGGAAUCUGCCCAUGAUGAUCACAUUGUGGAGAUCUGCUCGCCGAGAAACGCCGUCUAUGCCAUCCGCGUGCGGGAGGCGCUGCUCCGGCUCGCCGAGCUGCGCCGAGUCCUGCAGGACAGGAUCCGGCAGCGUGGUGUGGACCCCAAGGAAGACAAGAAACGAAAGGCGUUGCUCAACGAGCUCAAAAAUCUGCGAAAGGCUUUGUCAACAACCCAUCUCAGCAGGCAGAUGCAUGACGUCGAAGAGUGCCUGGGAAACUUGAAAACGCUUCUCGAGACGUUUGAGUUCUCCGACGAGGUGCAGCAGUACACCCAAAAGGCCGCAGGAGCAAUAGCUGCAUUGCAAAACAUCCACAUUUCCCGUCCAAUACUCAAAGCCAUGGCCAAGACGUAUGCCCGCAACCAAAUGGCAGGCUCCCAGGCCGAUCCAAAAGCCGCCCAUUCGAGGCCAUGGAAAAGUACCGUGUGGAAGACAGGCCGCGGCAAGCAGGAGCAGCAGCCACACAAAAGCGCCCGGGAUGCCCGAGAGUCUCAAGCAGAGCUGACUUCAAAGGCGGCUCCUGCGGACGAUGGUGAGCUGCAGUUCCACAUGCCCGAGACGGACCUCGUUGCAAGCGAGGUGGAUGACAUCAUCGGCAGCUUGGAGAACGAGGUCACAGAAGGCACCCAGGAUGCGAAGCCGAGCCGCGAGGCUUCCAAGCGGCGCCGUCGCAGUUCUACCAAGAAAGAGCAUGCCAAGGAGAAGGCUACGGAUGGCACAGGAAAGCCGCAGCCGAAGCCCUCCACAAAAGAAGAUCAGGGGGACAAGAACGCAGGAAAGAAUCAACCUCAACCUGCGUCGGCGAGACAAAGAUCAAGCAAAGUGCCCCGGGAGCGGUCGGAGCGCACCAGUCUGCCAGCUGCUCUCCCCAGUCGUUCAACGUCGUCACGGAAGUACAGCGGAGCGCAGGACCGGCGUGCGCGAUCUGGCUCGGCCGGCAGGACGCGCCGAAGGUCGGUUCCGGUGGCUGAGAACGCCAUUGAUGCCACACUGACGGCCGACCAGAGGGAACCAUCUGCCAACUGUUCCUCGCCUCCUGUGGAGGAGCCGCCACAAGGACGGGAAGCGACUCCUACGCAGAGCAAGGCGGAAAUGGCAGAAACGGGUGGCAAGGAAGUCGUUUCUACGUCUCCGGACGAGGACAUCAUCCCUGCACUGGGAGCAGCUGCAUCAGCGACAGCGCAGCAGGCGGAGCCGCAUAUCGGGUCGCGACAUUUUGUGACUCCCAGCGAGGCUGCCUCAGCAGAGGCGGAUGCGUCAGGGCGACAGAGUGCAUCGAGGCCAAGCACCAGCGUAUGGUCUCCCACAGAGGUGGGGACGCCGGCGAUUGAGGCUGAGGCACCCAUGCAGUCACCAAUCACAGAGGAUGGGAGAAGAAAACGUCAGAAGCGCAUCUCCAGUGUUGCACUGGCCAACGGAAAAGAAAUCGAGCCGUUAUCUUCGCGAUCCAGCGGCUGGCUAUCUGAGAGAGCGGAAGAGUCACCCUCGCUAAUAUGUCGGAAUGCGACCGAUGCUGCGAACACAGAGCGAAACCAGCAAGAGAAGGUGGUCGCCAAGCGACCAAGCACACAGCCUGGCCAGCCGACAGCCCGUGCACGCUGGGCACCUCUUACUCGGCUCUCCGCCGCAAAGCAAAACGCGGAGGCGCAGGGGCUGGUGGUGAACGCUGGCGGAAGCAGCUCAAGGUGGCCAAGCCUCCGAGCAGCGCUCAUGGUGAAGCAACAGCUUCGUCAGGUGCCAUCCACGGCUCCUGCGAGGGUUGUACCGAUGGAGCAGCAGACUACGGCCAAGAAGGAGAAGAAUGACGCACUCAACCAGCAGGAGCUGACAAAAGGACCCCUGAAUCAGAUCAAGUUUCGACUCCCUGCAGGUUGGUCUCGAAGACCUGUACCGCGAGCUCCGGCGAGGUUUGUGUGGCGCCUGGACAGCGGUACGCAUGACGACUCUUUUGUCGGUGACUGGACUGCUCUGCCAAGUCCUGGCCAGGGGAUGCCCAAGCUGGCAGGCAAGGACGAGGAGGACGCUGGCGGAUCGAGCGACUCAGGAGAGGAUGCCUUGACCGUCGUGGACGUGGUUCGAAGCCUUUGCAAACAGGACGAAGAAGAAUGGAGUGAGGAGGAGCUAACGCUGCGAGAGCUGUUCACCAUGACGCCGACCAUUGAGCAGGAGGAGGUCCACGUCAAUGAAGGUGGAAAAAGCGAUCCAACUUCUGCAUGGGAUGCCUUUGCUCAGGAGCAGUCAACGAUCAGCUAUCUCAGCCGCUCCGCAGACAGCGAGUCCGAGUCAGAAGAUGAGGAGGAGUUCCUUCGCCAGCUUCUGCAAAGCAGUCGUUUCUGCUGCUGGCUUCAUCCGCUCUGCAGGGGACACUGCGACAUCCCUCGAGUGUCCACCGCAGGACUGCCUCAGAUAUGGAGCGCAACAAGCUCUUCCCCGAGAGACCUUCACAGACAUCAAGGGCAAGUUUCGAUUGAAUCCGUGUUGACGUACCGCUUCCACCGUGGAUUCCGCAACCAGUUGGUACCCGGGGAGCUGGAGGACCAGUAUAGAGAGGAGAUGUGCAAAGAUCCACAGAUCCCUUGCUUCUGCCGGCGUUGCGUGUGGCACAACAAUCCAGUACUCAAGCUGGCGUGA